This is a messenger RNA of Wasmannia auropunctata (little fire ant), 1537 nucleotides long. RefSeq names its product nucleolar protein 58-like. NCBI's taxonomy places the organism in Eukaryota, Metazoa, Arthropoda, Insecta, Hymenoptera, Formicidae. The record is from RefSeq and is a predicted model, not a curated record. The coding region runs from base 321 to 1316 and encodes 331 amino acids. The transcript is spliced from 3 exons.
UUAUGUGCGAAUUCAACCAGAGCAUUAUACUGACACUUGAACCUCGUACUUUGCGCAUGCUGCGCGUUAACGUGUUUAAUUUGCCAUCCUUCUCGGAAGAUUUGGCCCAGAUAGCACUUGCGAUAUCGAAUCCGCAAAACCACUGACGUGAACGUACGAGAUUCGUUGUAUUUAUCAAGAUAUCUUUGGUGACAACCUUAUGAGAUAUAAGGGGCAAGUAAUACCUGAGCAGAGAUAGUGUUGUGCCAGACUGGUCCGUGAUACGAGCGCGUAGAAAAAUCAAACAGCAAUCAUAGUGCGAUAGAAACAAUCAGGUCAUAAUGAGAUUGUGGAUAUUAUUGACUGCACUCCUAUUAGUUGCAAUACUCGUUGCGGAAACUUCUGCAAAAAAAUCGAGCAAAGAUGUGGAAUCAAGGAACGGUGGUGAAAAAGAGAAAAAGGUUGAUGUAGAACACCGUACGAAGGAUAAACAAUCAAAGAAGAAAGACAAGUAUGUGAAAGAACAGAAAAAGAGGAAAAACAGUUCACCAGAACGAAACGUCGAAGGUUUUUCUGAAAAAUAUUCAGAAGAAAAAAAUUCUGACAAGUCAGAACAGAAAUCAAAAAACAAGCGAAACAAACGUGAAAAUAUCGAAGCGACAAAUGAAGAGGGAAAUAUAAAUAACGAUAAAAAAUCGAAAUAUUCGAAAAAUAAGCUAAAAACAGAAACGCAAAGUAAGAAAGAUAAGACUGCUAAAGGGCAAUCGAAAGAAUCUGAAAAACCUCUUGAAACUUCUCAAAAUUCUGAUAGUCGCCAAAAAUCGAAGAAAAGCUUAAAGGAGGAAAAAAAUAAGAAGAAAUCAAAAAAUAUUGAGGAAGUUGAAAAUGUAGAGAAAAAUUCAAAUACUGAUGUUCCAAGUAAGAAGACAAAGCGCUCUAAAUCGCAAAAUUCUGAAAGCGUUAAGGAUGUUGUUAACAAGAACGAAAAGAAAACUAAAUAUGACAAGAAAAAUAAAAAGGAAGAGGUACCCAAAAACACAGAAUCUAAAGAAACCGAGGAAGAAUUAGUCGAAGCCGAUAUAACAUCUGCAGAUUCCGAGCAAGAAGAAACUGUGGACAAGACAAAGAAAGAUAAACAGAAAUCUCAGGAAACAUCAAAGAAGAGCAAGAAAAAUAAAAAGAAGCGUGAAGUAGUGCAAGAAGAACAGGAAGCUGAGGAAGAGCAACCGAAAGAAAAUUUUAUCGUACAGGAAGAAGAAAUUGAAACAAAUGAGAUUGAAUCCGAAGAAAAUUGCUUAGCUCAAAAUAAUGAUGAAGAAUGUGCGGCAUCGGAAUAACAAUAUUCAGUAUAUUAAUGAUAAAAUCUUAAACAGUAAAAAGCGAUCAGAGAUAUAUUUACAUUAAUACAUUCUUGUAUAAUAUCAUAAUUAAGAUUUCUAACGAUAAGAUUUCAAACGCGUUCAGUAACAGACAAAUUUAUUUAUUUCGUCUAUCUACAGUAAAUUACACAUAAAUUUUAGGAUGUUUUUGUCACUAAAUUAUAUAUUUAAAAACGUUA